AUGAUUGAGGAGAGUGUGUGUCUUCUUCUGGGAGACUCAUGGUUUAUGACUCUGGUGGAUCUGGAGGUGGAGGUGGAUGUGGAUGUGGAUGUGGAUGUGGUUGUGGAAGUAGAAGUGGAAGUGGAAGAUUAUUAUUAUUACGAGGACGAGGAUGGAGAUGAAGAAGAAGAAGAUCUAGAUGAUGUAUACUAUGGCAGUUCCUCAGGUCUCCGCAUAGGUAACCGGAUUUGGGGAGAUAAUGGAUAUGUUCGGGGUGGUCGGCAAGAAGCAAGAUCAAUGCAUAGGCCGAACUCCCAGGAUACAGGUGCUGGUUCUUCUCGUCGGCCUAAAAAGAAAGAGACUGCUAAAGAAAUGGUUGGCAGACAUGCAAAAAGGGCGUUGAAACGGGAAGCUGCUGCAGCAAAGCAUGAACGACAUUUGAUGAGGUUAGGUCACAAGUCUGGCGGAAUGAACAAGCAUCUCAGAGCCUGGAACCAGGCACUUAUUAAAGUAUUUCCUUUUCUUUUCUGA
Messenger RNA from Fraxinus pennsylvanica, 510 nucleotides. The record is from the annotation of a GenBank genome assembly. NCBI's taxonomy places the organism in Eukaryota, Viridiplantae, Streptophyta, Magnoliopsida, Lamiales, Oleaceae.